Molecule: messenger RNA, 2135 nt
Organism: Sinocyclocheilus rhinocerous
Lineage: Eukaryota; Metazoa; Chordata; Actinopteri; Cypriniformes; Cyprinidae
Product: synembryn-A-like
Exons: 16
Coding region: 159-1940 (593 amino acids)
Biological process (GO): G protein-coupled receptor signaling pathway
Cellular component (GO): plasma membrane; cytoplasm
Molecular function (GO): G-protein alpha-subunit binding; guanyl-nucleotide exchange factor activity
Source: RefSeq, a predicted model, not a curated record
GGGGUAGAGACAGAGCUGGAGGUAAACAGAGGGAGAGAUCUCAGAGAGAUCUACAUAAAAGGCCUGCAGGCGAAGAGAGAGAAUCACAGCAACUGAGCAAGUGAUUCAAAUCCAAUAGAAAUUAAAGAUUUAAAGGCUCCGGUUGCACUGCAUCCUGCAUGGCACGCUCAGGUGAAGACACGCUCACAGCGAUGAAUAUAGAGAGGAUUAUCGAGUGUAUCAGAGAGGAUGAUCAGAAAGGGCUGAAGGCAGAACUACAGCAAUUUAUUCGAGAGUAUGCACAGUGUUUCUUCUAUGAUUUGGAGGAGAGGGAGAGAAGAAGAAGGCUGGAGCUGGAAGAGUUCCGAAAGAAUAAAGUGCGGGAUUAUAUGUCAGACUCUGAUUCAGACUAUGAUGAAUCCAGUAACCCAGAUGUCAUUUUGAGACAGGCUCUGGCUACAGUUUUAAUCAGGUUCCUCCAGACUGAACCGCAAGGGCGUGUGCUGAAAGUAUGCCUGAGAUCCAUACGGAUUCUCUCGAGGGACAAAAAGGUUUUGGGCCCUCUGAUCACUGACAGAGCUCUUCUCACACUAGCACACCUGGGCGGCAUCACAAAUUGGGAGGAGGAGGAAAAAGAAGAAAAAGUUGAUGAUGAAGUCAACAGGAAGGAAGUCAUGAAAAUCUUCUGUAACAUUGUUUACAAUAGUGCUUGGGCACAAGAGAGAGCCAGCGAACUCAGUCUGCUCUGUGGUCUGACAGAAAAGCUAAAUAAGGAGUUUCAGUCCGUAUCUUCCCCCUGUGGUCAGUUUUACACACUCCGGUUCAUGUUUUUGCUGACGGCGUUGAGACCUGAACUCAGAGCACAGCUGAAACAAGAGGGAGGAGUGCCGCUGUUGACCACAGUGCUGGAGAAGAGUUUAUCAGUCCAGUGGAAGGAACAGUAUGAGGUCGUGCUGGAUCCUACAGCGCCUCCUAUAAGUGUGGAGGACUCACAGCAGCCUCAGGAGGCCCUGAAGAUUCUUUUUAAUAUCACACACAGCACACACACUCAAGAACCAGAAGAGGAAGAUGCAUCUCUCUAUCGCCACCUGGCUGCCGUUUUGUGUCACUGUCUGAUGGUGUCCUGUGAGAAGGAGGAAGCUUCAGAUGAAUUAAAGGGGCAUGCAGCGAAUAUGCUGUCUGCUCUCCCGUUGAGCUGUCUAGACGUUCUGGUAUCUGUGCCUCUGGGUCCAGACUCACACCAGAUGAAUGGAGCCAACAUGGACUGUGUGCACAACCUACUCAUGUACAUGGAGAGAAAACUGGGGCAGGGUGAAAAGGUCAAAGAGAGACUGACCCCUGUGCUGAACUUGCUGACCGAAUGCUCCAGAGGUCACAGAGACACAAGGCACUACCUCAGACAACAGAUUCUGCCUCCAUUAAGAGAUGCCAGCAUUAAACCUGAGGAGGGAAACACUAUGAGGAAUCGUCUGGUCAGACUGAUGACCCACCUGGAGACUGAGCUCAAACACUGCGCUGCUGACCUGCUCUUCGUGCUGUGCAAAGAGAACAUGAGGCGUUUCGUUAAGUACACUGGAUAUGGAAAUGCCGCUGGGCUCCUGGCCACUAGAGGCUUGCUAGGAGGUCAGAGGUCAAAGGCCACAUCAUCAGGCACGCAGUACUCUAGCGAUUCAGACUCGGACACCGAGGAGUACCGGCAGAUUAAAGACCGAGUGAAUCCAGUGACGGGACAGGUGGAAGAGGAGCAGCCUGAUCCGAUGGAGGGAAUGACAGAGGAGGAGAAAGAGGAGGAGGCACACCGGCUCAUCAGUCUUUUUAACAAACUCUCAAAGGAUAAUGUGAUUCAGCCGAUGGGACUGGACGAAGAGGGUCAGCUGGUGCCGCUGCCGGAGCUCAGGGACCUUUCAGUGGAGGAGAAGAAAUCAGAGGAAGAACAUGAUGACCUGGAGAAUGUGGAGUAGAACUGGCAUAGAUGUGGUGAUCAAAACUGACUAGAUAAAAUAAUAAUAUUUCAAUAUGAAAUAGUUUUAACAGCUUAUCACAUAACACCACCUAGACAUGCCCUUAAAUAUUACCUGAAUAUAUCGAAUUGAGACACUUUAUUUAAUUAGUACACAUCCGGUAAAAAGUUUGGAUCAAUAAGAUUUUUUUUUUAU